Messenger RNA from Mesocestoides corti, 633 nucleotides. The record is from the annotation of a GenBank genome assembly. Lineage: Eukaryota; Metazoa; Platyhelminthes; Cestoda; Cyclophyllidea; Mesocestoididae.
AUGUCCAACCGGUCGAUUAUUUUCGAUGUUUGCCUUCUCCGAACCAGUCACCAACGUUCCUCAAAGUGUGAACUUGUCACAGCAUCCUGUUCUCUGUACAAUUUUGGAGCUGGAUACAAUCAACCAACAACCACGAAGAACUUGGUGGACUUAGAUUACCUUUCGGAGGCCCUGCCAAGCACUACUUCGCCAGACAGCACUGCCAGUGACAGCGAAAUGAGCAACUCUACUCUUCUUAGUGAGGAGAACCUCGGUAACUGGCUUUCGGCUGAACAGGCCAACGUUUCACGUGAUAUCUUAACAAGCCCUCCAAGCACGCUUCAACAACACACUCGGACUGGAGAAACCAGAGCGGAGGCAAGAGGCACAAAGCUAUCCUCACAGAAGGCCUUGACACCCUCAGAAAAAGACCUUGAGCGCCGACGCAAAAAUAAUGAGGCCUCGCGAAAGUCGAGGGCCCAGAAGAAGGAUCGAUUCUUAAUGGAUGUGCUCGAGGUCGAACACUUAAGAGUGGAGAAUAACAGGCUGAGGAGGUUUCUAGCCGAAGUGGACUCAGCUAUCAAAGAGGCAAACGACACCCUCAUUGCAAAAUUUCAAUAUCACCUCGCUGGGGCGCCCUCUCCACCAUUGUAA